Lepisosteus oculatus (spotted gar) is the source of this 2168-nucleotide messenger RNA. Its product is annotated as tubulin polymerization-promoting protein. Gene Ontology annotation, biological process: microtubule bundle formation; microtubule polymerization; positive regulation of protein polymerization. NCBI's taxonomy places the organism in Eukaryota, Metazoa, Chordata, Actinopteri, Semionotiformes, Lepisosteidae. The record is from RefSeq and is a predicted model, not a curated record. Gene Ontology annotation, molecular function: tubulin binding. Gene Ontology annotation, cellular component: microtubule.
UAAAGUGAGCACAUUUGAAAUCAUGGUUUAUCUUGCCCAAAGCCUAAGAAUACAGUUCCAGAUUUAGAAUGCAGGCCUUGUGCAUGUGAAAAUUCUACGGUCCCACCCAAGGCGUGUGAGACUAUGCUUAUAGUGCAGUGUUCAUCACAUCAUCCAAGAAUGCCACAAGACACACAACCUCCACCAGUGCUGCUGUUCUACAUUGGGACAAAAGACAUGCAACAGUGCCAACUAAACAUCUUAUAAUAAUUGAUGCAGAAUCAAAUUUUAUUUAGAAGGACAGUACAAGACCAGUCUUCAUAACCUUUGUCAAAGCCUUGGAAUGAACAUGCUUAACAAAACCAGGGACAUGUAAAUGAUCUGAUUCCAUGCAGUAACAAAGAUAGUCAGGCUGUUUGCUUCUUGAUGUAAAGCUCCAGCAGCUUUUUGAAAGCUGCCUCUUGGUCACUCUUCAUGGGGGUCCUAGUCUCUUCAUCCUCUGGCCAGGAGGUUAGCCCUCAGCCAAGCAGCACAAUGGCCGAAUAUAAGGUUAAGACUGCGAAACACGUCAACAAGUCACCUCUGCGGCCAGCCAGCGAGCACUCGAAGGACAGGGCGCAGAAACGGCUGUCUUCAGAGUCGAACGGCACGAGCGACGGGGCCACGGCCGAGCUGACGGCGCUGGAAGAGUCCUUCAGGAGGUUUGCGAUUCACGGGGACACCCGCGCGACCGGGAAGGAAAUGCAUGGGAAGAACUGGUCAAAGCUGUGCAAAGACUGCGGGGUGAUAGAUGGCAAGAACAUCACGCUGACAGACGUCGACAUCGUCUUCAGCAAAGUCAAGAAGAAAUCUUGCCGGACAAUCACAUUUGACCAGUUCAAAGAAGCACUGGGGGAACUUGCGAAGAAGCGCUUUAAAGACAAGUCUGGAGAGGAUGCUGCUGAAGAGGUUUUUAAAAUGAUCGAAGGAAAAUCCCCCAUCAUAUCUGGUGUAACGAAAGCUGUGGCUUCCCCUACUGUGAGCCGGCUGACAGACACAUCCAGGUUCACUGGCUCCCACAAGGAAAGGUUUGACGAAACGGGCAAAGGGAAAGGAAAAGCAGGCCGCGUGGAGCUCGUGGACAAGUCCGGCUACGUCCCCGGGUAUAAACACGCCGGCACUUAUGAUCAGAAGGUGAAAGGAGCAAAACAGAUUUAAUGCGACGAAAACCGCAACAGGGACGUAAUCAAAGAGGAUCGGGCUUUUAUCUUCCCACUCGUGAACAAAAGCCCACGUAGUCGGUUGGGGCAAGAGACUUUCUGAGCUCUAGUGCUUUAUCAAGCAGGAACUGGAAUCAGUUUUACAUCUGCAUAAAAAAAGACAUUUACAGCACACAUUCCUCAAGAUGACGAUAUUACAGCUUCAAAGUCAAAGCUGUAAUUGGUCUGUUCAUCUGUUCCAUCUAGUGAUGUGCUCACCAUCUUUGGAAGAAACAAAAAAAAAUAGUUUUGCUAUUCUCCUGCUAGGACAUGAUGCCACGUAUAAAAGAGCUGUGUGUGAAAAAGAUGCUACAUAUUUGCACUUUGUAACUGCUUUUUCACAUGUGAAUACGUAACCCUUCAGCUAUUCAGGUAAUUUCUUAUGGUAACGCUGAAGAAACUCAAAAUAGUAUAGUAAGGCUCAAUGUUUAAGGCACUGAGGAAACAUGUACCUUUUUUUGUUUCCUUGUCUUUCCCAGCCUGUUUUCUAACUUCUACGUACGGUGUGUGGUGUCUGUACACAUUUGGUGUUUUCUUUUGAAAUUAUUCAAUGUAAUCGAAGACAUCCAGGGACUCAGGGAUACAAAACGUACAGUCCAUGGUCUUCAGAUUGAGCUAUCAUACUGGGGACAAAAUAGCCCAAACUUUAAUUAGGUCACUUAUAUAGUUGAACCUUUAAAGAGGCAAAAUGUCUGUUGGUUCACAUAAUUCAUUUAAAAAAAAUCUACAGCAAUUACCCUUUAGAAAUUCUGAUAAACAAAAAUGUGUAUUGUUCACGUUAACAAAGACCCUAUCGAUGAUUUUUUUUGGUCUUAAAAUUUGGUCUUAGAUCGUCCACUUGCUGUGAACUUAAUGAGAAAAAAUAUUGGUACUGUACCUUAAUGUGAUGUUUGAAAAUGUUUAUUUGGGAAAACAACACCAGCUACCAUUAAAAUAACUCUGUGUCACGCA